GUGUUGGAGGGAAGUAGAGCUUAUGCAAAUUCGCGUGUCGCAUUCAAGGUCAAGGACGCAUCACCACUGUAAUAAUGAUGGAGCAUGGAGCCGAUCCACUUCAGGAACUAAGAGAGAGGUGUGCCUCGACGCCUUCCACCACUGAUUUGAAUGACAUCGAUUCCCUGGUGUUUCGGGAGAUCCGUGAAACUUGCGCUCUGACGUUAACCAGGUCUUGUUCAGUUGUUGAUAUACUGGUCAACACCAACGCUUUGACGUUAUCUGAUCGCGGGACUUUGACAGAGCAGGGGCAACUUGUGACGUUAUCUUGGGACACCUCAAAACAGUCUUCAUACCACUCAACAUUAGUCAUACACGUGAACGAGAGUGACUCUCAUGUUAUCCCAAACAUUGUCGGUGUCUUAUGCAAAGAUAAUUUUAGAAAGCUUCAGCAGUUUGCUGUCAUGAUGUUUAAAGACUAUAAAAGUAGAAUAAUAACUCUAAAGGCGUCUCCACUAAGUUUGGAACUUGUUCACGUGGAUUUAACUUUUCUGGAAAAACUCAGGGACAACGUGACGGUUGUUGGGAAGAAUUUUAGGAAUUUAGUCUGUGAGGAGGUACAUACAGAUGUGAGAUUUGAACUGAAAGAGAAUGACCAAGGAGCACAUGGGGGUGGAGACUUUAUGUUUUCUGUUGGAGAGCAACCAAGGGAAGAAGAUGGACGUGGCAAGAAACGUGUCGCCCAGUUGACACCAAGGAAGUCGGCAGAUCGGAUAUCUGGGGCUCAUGGUAUCAGAGAUUUUACCUGUGUCAAAGAUGAGUCCUCCGCACACACAUAUGAACAACUAGAGCGGAAAUUCAAGUCACAUCAGGAGAGCGUUGAGGCCAGAUUGGAGGAACAGAGACUUCAGAAUGAAUUCCUGCGGACUUCCUUGAAUUCCAUUAUGGAAUCUUUGAAUAUAGGUACAAAAGUCAGCAACCCACAUCCUGCUGAAAGUCACAUUGUUGGACAGUGUAGUGUUUCGUCUCCGCUAGUGUCAAGAGUUUCAGGAGAUGGCGAGGAAGCAACACGUGAAUUGCCGAAGACAAACGAUGCAACACACGUACAUGCGUUCGCAGCAGGCGGGAGACCAAAUGUUACUUCUGACCAGAGAGAGGAAAAAGCUUUUACCAGUAAGAGUGACAAGACCCUGUUUGUCCAGAAAUCAAAGCCACCUCCUGUUUCUACAAGUGAGGACAAAAACGAUUCUGAAACAAAACAGUCGAUGCACCGUGACAAGUCUCAUUUCGAUUCCACAAAUACUAAACAUACCCAAUCUGCAAAUCAAUUUGACAACUCAGAGACAUCAGUAAACCUUGUUAACCCACGCCCGACAACACCCGAAUUUGCCUCCUAUAAUGAAUCUGGAGAAAACAAUAUGUUCACAGUUCCAUCACCUGUUCUAAACACAGCCCCUGAUGUGAAGCCUCCUACGCCGCUGUCAAGGAACGUAGAGGCGCCCGGAAUGACGAUGUCCGAUAGAUAUCAAAGUCUACCGGAAGGUUACGUGGAACCGUUCAUUCACAUCGUGGGCAACGAUCCACGGGCAAAUCGUAUAAACGCAACAAUUAAAAGGGAAUUGAAUUCAAUGCAACCAUUCCCGCCUCGUGCUCCGACCUCACUGGGCACUGUCCUAUGUCUCGACACAUCCGCAAGUAUUGGUCAACAGGGACUGCAAGAGAUGAAGAGACAGGCACUCGACUUCAUUGAUGGAAUUGAGGAUAUGGUGCAGGCGCAUGAAUUAGAAGAAAAUAUUGGGGUGGUUGCAUUCGGCGCAACUUCACGGAUUGAACACCACCUCAGCAAUGACUACGCAAGCGUCAGAGAUGCUAUUGAAAGACUAGAGCUCGGAGGUCAAUCUCCUCUCUUUGAGGCAAUACUUGUGUGCAUAUGCUGUAUCAAACGCCGAGGUGGAAUAAUAAAUUUAUCUGGAGUUGUCGCCCUUCGACCACGCCUGAUAAUCUUCACAGAUGGAAAUGCAUCGAAUGAGAGUGACACUGGUGUUAGAGAUGUCCGCCGUACAGACACCCAGGUGAAGAUGCAGAUUAUUGAUUUACUUCAAACACUGACGACUAAAUCAGUCUUUCCAAAGCCUGUUGUAUGGGUUCCUGUGGGACAAGCCGACAGAGAUUUCAUGAUCUUCCUGGCAAAUAAGAGCAACGGGUUCUGCCUCGAGGGAUCGGACAUUACAAAACUGUGCAAGUACCAGCGAGUUCAAACAACAAUCAGCAAAGUAUUUAAAUGCAUCGACAACGGAAUCGGCACUGAGACAGGGACAACACCAAACCAGAUACAAACUCUCCUCAGUGCACUGGGGGGUGAUUUUGAUGAUGAAGAUCAGAGGGAAAUUGCACAGUCGGUGACAGAAUUGAUUGAAAAGGGCGUAAGUGAUUCCGAGCUCAACACUAAUCUGGAGCUGCCAGGCUUGCCACAUCUUGGCAGCAGAGUGGCUCGUGGCAAAGACUGGAAGUGGGAUAACCAGGACACAGAGGGACCCGGGACUAUCGUCAGUCACAUUGCAGCAAGAAAGGAUUGGGUGCUCGUACACUGGGACAACGGUCAGAGAUCUGAGUGUAGGUAUGGUGCAGAGGGCGCCUUUGAUGUGAAGGUUGUCCUUGAUCAGCCCAGAUAUAAUACCUCAGACAUGACGUUUGACAUCGGAUGUGAAGUCACUAGAGGUCCUGACUGGGAGCACAGGUAUGGAUUCCAGGAUGGCGGGUCGGGUGGUGUUGGAGUGGUCAUCGAAAACCAACUGAGUGGCUCAGUUCGGGUCAGGUGGCGGUUCACUUCACACAUUGAUGUGUAUAGAUGUGGCCAGGAAGGCAAGAUAGAUUUGAGUCUUAGAGAUCCAAUUGAAAGUCUGAAAGAAGUGACACAAACAGAGGGGCAGAUGUGUCAUGGUCUCGCUGAAGUAGCAGACAAAGGAAAACGUUCACAUGAAGACGCUGCGUCAGAUAUGGAUGAGGGAGACAACAGCUGGGUGUGGCAAUGGCAGGAUUGGGAGGGGCAGUGGCGACUGUAUUCAGAUGAAGAAAACCAGAAGUUAGAAAAAGUAUUCCAACGCCCCAACGCUAGUUCGUGUCUGUUACAAAGAGAUGGGAAAAGCUUCCGAGUAUUAUUCAAAGAAAAUCAAGAAAAAAGCAUAGACGAUGACAGUAGGAGGAAGGUCAAAAGGACAAGGAUGAGCGAGGAUGAUCUAACCGUGUACAAGGAAGUCGAGCGACAACUGAGGAGAUCCUAACAUACCCUGCUACAGUUAUAUGAUAUUCGCUCAUAUAUUGUAAGUUUAGAGUUGCCUCAACAAUGAUUGGUGACGCACACAUAUUUCAAACAUUGAACGAAAAUAGUGUGCAAUUUAUAGUCUUAUGUCAAAGUAAUAUGACAUCAUCGUACUAGUGCGUCAAUAGUGCUAAGGAUCUGCGAUUAUGAAAGUACGCAGGAAAGAACGCCUUACCAAAGGGAUACAAUGACAUUGUGUAUACUAAUACAAUUUGACUCAUAUAGAGUGGAGACAUGUCUGGAUGCCGACUUAACUCUAUCGUAGUUAAGAGAGGAAAUCUAUUGAUGCGAACUUCUUUCUUAUCAGGAACAAAGCGUUUUGGAGUAUAUGCUUAUUCCUUCAUUAUUCACAUGAUGAAUGGGUACGCAUAUAAUCCGAAACGUUGUGUUCCUCAUUAUAAAGAAGUUGACAUCCAUAAAUUCUCUAUGUCAUGUGUAUCACUUCUAAAUGCCAUUCAAAGAUUCUAUUGUAGUUGCAAUGGUAGUUGUACAUGUACUAAUAGAGGCAUAUGUAAAUAUGAUUUUCUCAUUAAAUGUAUCAGGUGUAUGAAUGUAGGGCAGUACUGGGAUGGAGAAGGCGUCACACAUGCGCAUGUUCUGUUUGAAUGAUGAUAUGUUUGUACAUACAUUUACGCUGCGACCAUCGUGUGAGAAUACAGAAAUAAAUGAAUGAUGUAUAA
This is a messenger RNA of Haliotis rufescens (red abalone), 3978 nucleotides long. RefSeq lists its product as uncharacterized. The record is from RefSeq and is a predicted model, not a curated record. Gene Ontology annotation, biological process: protein ubiquitination. Gene Ontology annotation, molecular function: metal ion binding; ubiquitin-protein transferase activity. Gene Ontology annotation, cellular component: cytoplasm. The coding region runs from base 75 to 3260 and encodes 1061 amino acids. The transcript is spliced from 22 exons. NCBI's taxonomy places the organism in Eukaryota, Metazoa, Mollusca, Gastropoda, Lepetellida, Haliotidae.